Messenger RNA from Photinus pyralis (common eastern firefly), 908 nucleotides. Its product is annotated as apolipoprotein D-like. The coding region runs from base 69 to 656 and encodes 195 amino acids. The record is from RefSeq and is a predicted model, not a curated record. Lineage: Eukaryota; Metazoa; Arthropoda; Insecta; Coleoptera; Lampyridae. The transcript has 3 exons.
UGUGUAAACAUGCGUUUAUCAGUGAAAAGAUAAAAGUUGAGGUCAUUUCAUACAAACUAUUAAAAAUCAUGGCGACUACACCACUUGUUUUUAUGGUAACACUUUUCGGAUUUGGUAAUUGCGAUUUUACUUUUAUAGGAAAUUGCCCGGCAGCAAAUCCAAUGGUUGAUUUCGAUGUGUUUGAAUUUUUAGGACUAUGGUACACCAUUGAAAAAUCCACAUCUACUGUCCCUUGUCUUCAGUACGGUAUACUGGAGAACCGAGAACGACGGGGACAGUUUCAAUAUUUCGAAAUCGACCUAGAUGAGAAGUCGCGCCACAAGUAUAGAACCAGUGAGCUUCUGGUGACAGGUCUAAACAGUGGCACCAUGCUUCUGCGACAACCCAGAGAGCAGCAAGCGAGUCACUUUGUUGUACUUGAGACGGACUACAAAACCUAUGCCAUCACCUUGACCUACAAACAAGUGGCAUCUGCGUGUAAGCUGUCUGCAAAGAUUCUGUCACGGAAUCCGGAAUUGGACGAGAAUACGAUGGAACAGAUUAGACAUUUACUUUCGAGUUAUAAUUUAACAACAUCGGUUCGUUGCUACGAACCUCCAGAAACUAGCACCGUCGAGCCGCCUACUACAUGGAAAUAUCCCUUCAUACGCUUUUAGGAUUGUGAUAUAUUGUAUCGUUCCUCAGAAUACUUGUAGAAAAGGAGGAGGCAAUAGAAUGCUAGACGCCACUAAAAGCUUGUUUCGGACCCUUCUGUCUUAAUUGCCACCUCACCUAAAUGAUGUUUCACAAUGGGAAUAAUGCUCUUGACAAGUCAACAAAAUGUAACUUAUCCAAAAUUGAAAUUCGAGGUUGCGCGUUUCGCAUUCCUUUUUUCCUACGCAUUAUAAGAUAUUAAAACAAUUUUUUCG